CCGUGGGUGAGGGCUGGGACUGCCCCGUAACUGCCCAGAGCCGAGUUGUUGCUGCAGACAAGACACGGGCACAGGCACAGGCAAUAUAUUUUACUAGGCCAGAAGACAUCUUGAGGAAAAACAAUACUUUAUAAAUGUCGGGGUUUUAUCUGUUAUCAGUGUGUCUGCCGUGUGCGCGGCUCCGGGAAAGCGCGUUCAGGGAGCUCCGGAUGACCCCGGGCCAAGAAAAGGCCCGCGCUGCGGGGCCCGGGGGGCGCUGCGUGACCGCGCCCGGUGCUGCCGCCUGGUGGCCACAGCCCGGUACUGCAGCUGGGGAGCGGCGCGCUGUGCCCGUGCCGGGGGACGAGGGGGCGCUGCCGCUGCGGGCGGGGUCGUGCCGGUCAGAAAGGGGCGGAGGCGGACGGACGAACCGCCGGGAGACAAAGAAGCCCCGGCUCUCCCGGGGCAGCCCCGCUGCGAAAAGAACGGAGGAGGCGGCGGCGUCUCCUCGGCCCCGAGCACAGGGGAGAGAAACCUGUCGGACGGAGCUCCUUCGGGCUCUGUCUGUUCACAAUGAAUUUAUGGGGGAUCCGUCCGGCAGUCGGUGGCCCGCGGUCGCUCGGCAACAGCAGAAGCGGAUUGAAGGGACCGGCCGCUGGAGGAUGCCGAAGCCUCCCGGGUCAGCGAUGGGAGCAGCUUUGCGUAAAGCGAGGGGUGCCGGUCCCUGUUUUCUCUUCCCGCUUUUGAAGAGAAGCUGCCGAGUCAGCGUACGCUGCGGUGAAGUUCUACAAGAUGCGGCCCUCAGGAACCGGUUGCUGUGGGGUUGCUCGUGCGGCCAGCUUUUGGUGUCGGUUGUUCCGGCGCUCCGUCGCGGUGUAGAGCCGGCCCCGUACGUAGCGCGGCGGGUCUGUGACCUCGCGGGAAGCCCAGGCUGCUGCACAGAGCUCGUCGGGAGCGGGAGCCGCGGAGGCGGGGGGCCUCGACGAGCCAGAGCUGCGUCAGACGGAGGGGGGCGCGCGCGCUGCCCGGGGGCCGCGUCCGGCGGAGCCGAAGUGACCUGCGGCGGCAACGAGCGGGAGCCGCUCGGAGCUGGAGCGGCCGUUGGCCGCGCCUUCCCUGGGAGGGGAUCCGUCCGGCAGUCGGUGGCCCACGGUUGCUCGGCAACAGCAGAAGCGGAUUGAAGGGACCGGCCGCUGGAGGAUGCCGAAGCCUCCCGGGUCAGCGGUGGGAGCAGCUUUGCGUAAAGCGAGGGGUACGUGAAGCCGGGCGUGCGGUGCCGACCGCCCAGCAGGUAAGGGAAGCUAAAGCUUUACCUCCAGGGACUUCUGCCCAGAAAGCUGAAGCAAUUGCUCUCGCGUGAGCUGUAGAGUUACGCAAAGAGAAGAAGAUUAGUAGCUGCACUGAUUCUAAGCAGGUUUCUUGAAGGGUGCGGGCCCUUGAAGCCGUUUGAAAAGAAUAAAGUGUAUUAACGGCACAAGGGAGGCAGAUUAAACGUGAUGCUCCGGUUGCUGGAAGCUGUGCUGUUGCUAGGAGAGUUGCCGUCACGCGUUGCAACGGGCCUCAGAAGGGAAACGCUGCUCAGGAAACUGGCCAUAAAUUGGCAGGCGCCGCUGUCAAACCAGCCACCGAGAGGACAGAGACCGGUACGGAAGCCGCGUCUCUGAGCCCAGGUGGCCGUGUCCUCCAGCCAACGUCAGGGAACUGUAACAAAGAGGAUAAGCAAUUAAUAGGAGAUUAAUAGCCCGAUCAGAAUUAGGGUCCAAAGGAGCCGUCUCCGGCGACGGGAGAGCAGCGGCGCCUCGCGGCGCGAGGAGCUGACGCGCUCUGUCGAGAUGGGACGAACAGGUAAGAGCGAAUUUAGAAGCUCUGUGCGAACGAGGCAAUGGGAAACGUGCCUAGAAAACCGUCUUGAUAGUGCACGCGGGGUACAGACAAGAGCAGCCGGACGAGGGAAACGUGCCAGGACGACGCUGGCAAAGGGAGUUCUCCGAGCUGCCUGGAAAAGGGGGGUGUCGAUACCGGCCGGCACGAACAGCUCCCUUCUCGGGUCGGCCGGAAGCGUUGCCGUGCCGGGGGGCGGCUGCCGGCCUGCGGGCCGGGGCUGCGGCUGUUUGGGGCGCUGCCCCCGCUUUGUUUUCCUCGGGGAGCCCCCCCACGCUCGGGGGCUUGUGGGACGUGCACGUGCGAAUGACACGGUGUUCCCAGCUGCUCUGUUCUCUGCCUUGUUUUUUCAGGUGCCGGUCCCUGUUUUCUCUUCCCGCUUUUGAAGAGAAGCUGCCGAGUUAGCGUACGCUGCGGUGAAGUUCUACAAGAUGCGGCCCUCGGGAACCGGUUGCUGUGGGGUUGCUCGUGCGGCCAGCUUUUGGUGUCGGUUGUUCCGGCGCUCCGUCGCGGUGUAGAGCCGGCCCCGUACGUAGCGGUGAGGCGUACCGCAGUUCGGUUUGAUUCUCGGAUAGGCCUCGGCUCUGACUGUGCACUCGAACGCCAAAACCUACAGCGGAAGCUGCGGUGGCUUUAGCGUGCAAGGGGCGCGAGCGCCGUGAAGCCGCCCGUGUGGCCGAGCGUCCCGAUCGCGGCGCUGAGCGUUAGACGGACUUGAGCCGCGUGCCGGAAUGGUUUUGUUUUGGAGAGGGCGGGGUAAACCUGGAGCACAACUUGUGAGGGCGGUACGUCGUGGGCAGGUUUUAGUAUUGCCUGUGGAGUGCCGCUAGAAGCGUUCGUAGUUCUUGCUUGUCUCUGUUACAAGAUGAGCCGUGUCGUCCUGCGUGACGCGUAACGGGAGGACGGCGCGGUAGCGGUGCUCUGCACAAGAGCCCGUUGGGGGGUAUUUUAGCUCGCGGGAAAGGGAUUGGGGAACCACCUGGUGGGAAUGCGAGGAGAGCAGCCCUGGCGGAAUCUGAGGAGCCGAGGCCGUUGUAUAAAUUGGACAAGGAAGGAAAGGCUGCGGGCAAAGCGCGGUGCUGCACCCGGCCGCCCCAGUGCGGUGCCGCGGCGCGCCUCGGUGCUGCCGCCCUGUGGCGAAACCCGGGUACUGCAGCGCACGGCAAGGGGGGGGGGGCAGAUGCCGCGAUUGAGAGACGGGGACGCAACUUGAUGCAAGCAAAGUGUCCACUUUAUUGCUCUUCACACAAUUCUUUUAUACUGUUACAUGCAUAACAACUACUAUCGUGGAUUAUGCUGAUUGGCACAACAAUUAAUUAUCUCAUACAUAUUACAAAGGCUGAGCUCAUGAUAGGUUAGUAAGAGCAUGCAAAUCUGUCCUAGCUCCUUGUUACUAUCGUGUCCUGUGUGCUGGGCAAGCUUUACAGGCUGCUUUCUCACAGCCACAAGGUCCUGUUGCUAAACAGGACAUUCCCAUCUAUCAUCACAAGUUUCUGCUCUUUGUGCUUACAUCUGCAUGUUGUAACUUUUCACGGCCCUUAGUAAUUUUCCAUGCUAACACAACAGGUCUAGUAGCUAGAACUAGCAUAUUAACUAUAGAUAUAUAUUUUUGCUAAUAUCCUAUAAGCCUAGAUAACCCACAGGCAGAGACGCCGAUCGAGCCGCGGGGGUUCGCGGUCGGGUCUGUGCGUGCCGGUGUCCGUCCCCCCGACGGGGGUCAGUUCCCCAUUGGUGUGCAAACGACACCCCUCCCUCGAUGGCUCCUUAGGAGGGUUAAUCCCAGUCCUCGUUCUUUUGGCAGCGGCGGGUCUGUGACCUCGCGGGAAGCCCAGGCUGCUGCACAGAGCUCGUCGGGAGCGGGAGCCGCGGAGGCGGGGGGCCUCGACGAGCCAGAGCUGCGUCAGACGGAGGGGGGCGCGCGCGCUGCCCGGGGGCCGCGUCCGGCGGAGCCGGAGUGACCUGCGGCGGCAACGAGCGGGAGCCGCUCGGAGCUGGAGCGGCCGUUGGCCGCGCCUUCCCUGGGGAGGUGAGCGCGGGGAGCCCGGCCUCUCUCUCCCUCGGGGAUUAAACCCGCGCCCGUCCGCGCCCUUCCCGGGGGCGGCGGCGAGGCGGGGUCCCCCGGCUCUCCCGGGGCGGCCCCGCUGCCGGGGGGCGCGGGCGAGGCGGCGGCAGCGCCUCCUCGGUGCCGGGGGGCGGAGGGGAGAGAGACCUGCCGGCCGGAGCCGCGGGGCGCGCGGCCCCUCGGGCAGGGCGCUCCCGGUCUCUGGGCCGCGGGCCGGGGGCGGCAGACGGGUUCGGGUGCUCUGGCGUGCUUUUUAGCCAGCGUGGCCUUCUCCGCGCCGUGAAGAAAAUCCCGCGCGGUCGAUUCCGCUCGCCGCUCGGGAGAUGCCGCGUCUCUGGGGCCGUGGACUGGGGAAGAACGUUUGCGAGUUGGAGGGCGCUACAAGAUAUUCCACGGGGAAGCCGGAGAAGAGGCAAAUUGGCUGCCAGCGGAGUUGCGUUCCUUCGGUUUAGGACGUUCGGCUUGUCCUUCCAGAGAAGGAGCAGUCGUGGGUAGGGCCGAGAGAGGCUUUUAAGCGCGUGAUCGGAAUUGGAGCCAAAUGGCACUCGACGUUGCCGCCGUGGGUCUUGGCUUUCAGUGGUUUCCCCGCGGCUGCCUGGUGUUUGGGAGCUCGGAGCGGGCAUUUUUUUUCCCCCCAAGGAGAGGCUGUGCUUGAAACAGAACUUGCUUGAAGAAGACAGACGAGGCGGGUGAGGAUGCAGAGCGGGCCAAUCAGAUCGCUCGGGAGGGCUGGAGGGGCGGAGCGCCGAUAGGCGGGGAGCAUGGCAAUUGAUGUGCGUAGGCAGCCAAUGAGGUUGCCGGGGGGGCGGGCGUUGCGGUGUCCGUACUGCGCAUGCCCAACUUGCGCAGUCCUCAGUCAGGUCCGACGCUGAGGCGGGCACCUGGGGGCGGAGCGCGGGAAGGAGCAUCCAAUAGGAGGACGGCGCGGCGGGGUGGAAAGCAGCCAAUCAGAGCGCGCCGUCUCAAUCCCGUUUGAACAGCUGCCUCCCUGGCAAACGCGUCCGUGGGGUCCCGGGGCGGGUAGCGGGAGUUAACGGGGAAACGGGGGUCGGGGCGAGGGAGGGGAGGCUGUGGAGCGCUCAUUUUGGCCUCUCCGUCCCUUUUGCCUCUCUCUCCCUCUCUCUGUGUCUCCUUGUCUUGCUCCCUGUCCCUGUCUUUCUCUGGUAAGCUGACCUGCUCUUUGCCCUUCUUUUUUUGUGGAAUCACAGGCUCCUCCUGCUUGGAAAAGACACGUGCAGUUUUAAAUUUGGGUUUGAACUCUAGGG
Messenger RNA from Columba livia (rock pigeon), 5187 nucleotides. RefSeq lists its product as uncharacterized. The transcript is spliced from 5 exons. NCBI's taxonomy places the organism in Eukaryota, Metazoa, Chordata, Aves, Columbiformes, Columbidae. The record is from RefSeq and is a predicted model, not a curated record. Bases 135 to 1160 code for a protein of 341 amino acids.